AUGACGUGUGCGGCAGAAACUAAAUUAUAUUCUGGCCUCAAUCCCAAGGAAAAGAUGACAGGUUCUACUAGUGAGAAACGUGAUAUUGAACAUGUACAUGACUCACCUCCUUCUCCUUAUAAUGGUAAUAUGUUUGCUAAAAUUGUUCAAAGUAUAAUUAUCGGUAUGACUAUCGGAGUAAUACAUUUUAAGACCACUAUCAAAACAGAAUAUAUACUCUUCACUCACUGUUUAGCUAUUGUUGGUGUAUUCCAAAUGUUCAUAUUGCGAACUUAUAAACAUGUCUGUUAUAAGUACGAAGUGAUUUACGCCAUAUAUUUACCCUUCAUCCUAUCAUUUUGUUUUAAUAGAUCAUUGGUUACCAUAAAUACCAUAUUAUCAUUAAACGUUAUUAUAUUGUAUAACAUUUCCAAUGGUAUUUAUAACUUGCCUAUCAUUUUUUCCACUCAAAUCUUAUGUUGUUAUUUCUUUGACGAUCAUGAUCUAAGUUAUUCAAUAAUUGCCAUUUUGGUGAAUUUUAGUUUAUCUAUUUUCUUACAAAGAAUUGGACAAUUGAAAAGUUUAGAUAACAUAGAUUGUAAUUUGUUUAGUAUUAUGCUAACAAAUGUUUUUUAUUUUAAUUAUAAUUCAACGUCUGUGCCGUUUAGAAUCUUACAUGGGACGUUGUCUGCUUUAAUAUGUGUUAUUAUAAUUAAUUAUUCGAUCUCUAAGUUGGCAAAGAAUUGGCUUAAUUCACAUCGAUACAUCCUUUCAUUGACGCAAUCAAGUGUCAUUAUUUGUGGGUUCCCAAUGCUAACUAACUAUUUUAUUUAUAUCCCAGAACACAAGUCUCCUUUAGAAUGGUUAUUCAAUUAUAUCACUAGAUCUACAAUAAGACAAUGUAUAUUUAUUGGAUGGUUCACGUUAGUGGCUAUUUUGGUUCCUACAUUCAUGGUGUUUCAAUCAAAAGUUACCUUAAACACUUCAAGAAAAUUAUGGCAUUUUUUAGUCUUCCUAAUGAUUACAAUCCCUUUCAAGUAUGAUCCUGAAUUUGUUAAAAUUGCUUUAGCAGGUAUUAUCCCAUUGUUUCUAUGUAUAGAAUACAUUAGAUAUUUGAAAAUAGAACCUAUAGGCUCCUAUUUGGAUUCAAAACUAAGAUCAUUUGCAGACGAAAGAGACUUGAAAGGUCCAUUGAUCAUUUCAUACAUAUAUUUAAUCUUAGGAAUAGCGUUCCCUCUACUGGUUCAUAAUUCUCCAGUAGGAUUGAUCAGCUUAGGGAUAGGGGAUUCCCUAGCGUCUAUUGUUGGUAAGAAAAUGGGCAGGUACCAUUGGCCACAAAGUAAUAAGACUAUUGAAGGUACAAUUGCAUUCAUAAGUUCGACUUUUAUCGUUUGUAAAAUUCUACAAUCUUCGCUCAAUUAUUUUCAAAAUGUUUCCACUUUAAUAAUUGCUCUGAUGUGUCUCUUAUCGGGCGUACUUGAAGGGAACAGUAUACUAAACGAUAAUAUUUUAAUUCCUUCUUUCAUGCUAAUUUGUGAAUAUUUAUUCACUUACUAA
Molecule: messenger RNA, 1536 nt
Organism: Maudiozyma barnettii
Lineage: Eukaryota; Fungi; Ascomycota; Saccharomycetes; Saccharomycetales; Saccharomycetaceae
Gene: SEC59
Product: dolichol kinase
Exons: 1
Coding region: 1-1536 (511 amino acids)
Biological process (GO): dolichyl monophosphate biosynthetic process
Cellular component (GO): endoplasmic reticulum membrane
Molecular function (GO): dolichol kinase activity
Source: RefSeq, a predicted model, not a curated record